ACAAACAUUAUAUUCAUUCAUAAAAACAGAAGAAACUCACUACUUUAUAGCUACUCCAUUCUCUCUUGCAAAAAAUUUCCACUUAAAAUUUUAUCAUUUCUAAUUCAACCUGAGUAAAAAAACUGUGUAUUAUCUCGCCAUGCCACCUUCUUCCAGCACUACCAGUGCUCGUCAAUGGCUAAGCCUCGUAGGUAUCAUAUGGCUUCAGUCCGUAAACGGAACAAACACCAACUUCCCCGCUUACUCAUCCCAGCUCAAACACCUCCUCUCCAUUUCUCAGCUACAGCUUAACAAUCUCGCUUUCGCCUCCGACGCCGGAAAGUUAUUCGGUUUCAUUUCAGGCAUUGCCUCGUUUUAUCUCCCGCUAUGGCUCGUCCUCUUGAUCGGCGCAACGCUCGGUUUGAUCGGUUACGGAGUGCAAUAUCUUUUCUUAACAAGCUAUAUCUCAUUUCUUUCAUAUCCCCAUAUUUUCUUGCUCACAGUUCUCGCCGGAAAUAGUAUUUGUUGGAUCAACACAGUCUGUUACGUAGUUACGAUCCGUAACUUUGAGUCCGAUCGUCAAGUUGCUGUGGGAUUAACCACGAGUUAUCAAGGAUUAAGUGCUAAAAUAUAUACAGUCGUCGUUAAUGCAUUAAUAUUUUUGUUCCCGCCUAAAAGUUCAGCUAAAACGUAUCUUCUUCUUAACUCUAUAUUACCUCUACUAGUAUCAGCAAUGGCCGUACCAAUAGUUAGAGAAUUCGAUAUCAUUGAAGAUCGAACAGUCAUGAAAUUUGGAUUCUUGGCGAUGUUUGUGAUAACUAUAGGAACCGGGGUUUACGCAGUUUUAAGUAGCUUGCGAGCGAGUUGGUUUUCGCCUACGGGGAAUGCUAUAGGGGUUAUGUUGUUCUUAUUAUCACCGCUUAUGAUCCCGUUCGCGGUGAGGAUCAGAGGGUGGAUCGUGGCGAAAUGGGUGAUGAACAGAGAGGCGAAGGUUUAUGAUUUUACUGCGGAGGAGAAGAUGGAGAGUAGUGUGGAGGUUGAUAAAAAGGAUGGUGAAAAAGAGGUUAAUUUUGGGGUGGUGAAGGAGGAGAUUGGAGUGAAAAUAAUGGUGAGGAGGGUUGAUUUUUGGUUGUAUUUUGGUGUGUAUUUAUGUGGGGCGACGGUUGGUUUUGUGUAUUUAAAUAAUUUGGGACAAAUUGCGGAAUCUAGAGGUUGUUUAGGGACUUCUUCUCUUGUUUCUUUGUCUUCCUCGUUUGGUUUCUUUGGUCGUCUCUUGCCUUCUCUUUUGGACUACUUUUUCUCAAGGAGGAAGCAUUUAAUUUCAAGACCAGGAUGUAUAGCAGCAUUGAUGGGACCAAUGUCACUAAGUUUCAUGCUACUUCUCAACAAAUCAAAUAUGUGUCUGUACAUGAGCACAGCAAUAAUAGGAGUAUGCACAGGAGCCAUUACUUCUAUUUCAGUAUCAACAACCACUGACUUAUUUGGCACCAAACAUUUCAGCAUAAACCAUAAUGUUUUGGUGGCUAAUAUUCCAAUAGGCUCCUUCAUAUUUGGCUCUUUGGCUGCUAUUCUUUAUCAUAAUCAAGGCAAUGGAGAUGAUGGCAAAUGCAUUGGUGCUCAAUGUUACAAAAAUACAUUCAUCAUCUGGGCUUCACUUUGUUUUUUUGGGACUUUUCUUUCUUUAAUUCUUUAUGCUCGUACUAGGAAAUUCUACUCUCAAAAAUCUUAGUUUUACAUAGAAAAAACAAUUUAUACAGAUGUUUAUAUUAAUAUAUAUAGUUCAUUAACCAUGUCAAUGACUCAAUAAUUAAGAUGUAAAAAUUAGGUAAUAUUUUUUUUAAUUGGCUGCCACCAGAUCAGUAAUGAA
This is a messenger RNA of Mercurialis annua (annual mercury), 1846 nucleotides long. RefSeq names its product protein NUCLEAR FUSION DEFECTIVE 4. NCBI's taxonomy places the organism in Eukaryota, Viridiplantae, Streptophyta, Magnoliopsida, Malpighiales, Euphorbiaceae. The record is from RefSeq and is a predicted model, not a curated record. Bases 140 to 1708 code for a protein of 522 amino acids. The transcript has 2 exons. Gene Ontology annotation, cellular component: membrane.